AUGUCACGAUUCAGCCUUGGCGUUUUCCUGUUCAUUUCGGUCUCCAUCGCCACGCAAUGGCCUUACAAUCGGGUUCAAGGCGAACAGCAGGUGUCCGGGCAUUUUCAACCGAAUCCAUCUAAACCAGAGUUCCGUGUUCAGCCUGAUGACCUGUUCGUGGACUGGCUUCGUAAUAUUGUGAAUAAAGACUCCGGUGGUGAUCUGAAACACAACUUCGUCAACAAAUCAAUUCCGUCCCAUAUCACAUCAGUGGAUGCGCUGCUGGGCGAACUCGUCAUUCCAUCAGCUCUAUUAUCAACUUCAAACAAAACAGAACACAUUGAGUUUAGUGAUGUAUAUACUUUCCCUCUGAAAGCUGACGUUCUUUUGGAUCAUCUCGGGUUUCCAUUAGAUCCUCGAUGUACCGCGGACCCGGCGAAAUGGUAUUUCCGUACUCAGGACGGGUCAUGCAACUGGUUAAAGGAGAAUGAAAUUGAAAUGGGAUCUGUAGGUACUGCUAAGCCAAGAGACUAUGACCAGCAUUUCUAUUCAGACGGCGUUUCAGCGCCACGGAAAGGGCCAAACCCACGGGCUGUGAGUAACGCGUUUUUCAAGAGAAAGAAGACUAUACGUUAUGAACAUACGCCGCUCUUGCUGGGACUCGUUGAGUUUCUUGUACACGACAUCACGUACAGUCAAGAUUCUCGUAUAGAGUUUGUUGACGUCGAGAUGCCCGAUGAUGAGCCAGACUUUCCCAAGAACACAACGCUUCGUGUUUGGCGAACAGAGGCUGUUCCAGGAACUGGAGUGUCGAAAAGUAAUCCGAGAGAGAAUGUCAACAUGGUGUCAACUUGGAUGGAUGUAUCGCCUCUUUACGGAAGCACCGAAGGGGUUGCGCGCAGUCUUCGCUCAUUCUCUGGCGGAGAACUACUAACUCAGGAGCUGCAAACUCGCGGCACAAGAUCGAAGAGCUCCUACCUUCCGUUCAACUCGAUGAACGUUCCAAUUAACAGCCGGCCUGGUGUGGAUCCCAAGGACCUGUUUGCCGGCGGAGACCCUCGAACAAACGAAGACUGGAUGAUGCUGGGCAUUCAUACGCUCAUGCUGCGAGAGCACAACAGGCUGUGCAAGGUACUCGCAAAACAGCAUCCGGAAUAUGACGACGAGCGUAUCUAUCAGACAAUCCGGCUCGUAAUGUCCGCAAAGUUCAUGCUCAUCGCAAACUCGUAUCAGAUGGCCUAUUGGACUAACGAGAUGCCUUGGCCUCGAGAUGAUGGGUUUCCUCUGUAUCGACAAAUGUAUGGUGCAAACGCAUUGGAGAUCAACGCGGCAAAUGUCUAUCCUUGGCCGCUUGUAACCAAAGGCGGCAGACCUAUGGUUGUGUCUGCGGAGAUGGCUGUCGUCUAUCGAUUUCACGAAUUCAUCAUCUCCUCUUUUCCCAUCAAGGAUGCUGCGAACAACACUCUCUGGGACCAGAAUCUUUUCUCUACCGGUUUCAACUCGUCCGGAUUUAUUGAUGCCGGUCUGGAAAACAUCCUUCGUGGCAUGGCGUCGACACGCAUCCCGACGUUCAAGAGCGGUGUUGACGAAAACUUCAGAUCGGCGGGAAAAUACAAAGGUCAGCCUUUCGACAUUGUUACUUGGAGCAUUGUGCACGAGCGAGAGCAAGGCUUGCCGACGUUCAACGCCUACUUCAGAGAGUACAACAAGCAAGAUCCGGCAGUCGAAGUUCCGAUCCGCAAACGCUUCGAAGAUUUCUCAACCGAUCCUGAGAUGGUUGCGAAUCUCAAGAGGCUGUACAACAAGCCGGAUGACGUUGACCUCGUAGUUGGCGUCCAGCUAGACGAAGAAUACUUCCCUGGAACAGUUGUCCCCAAAUCCGCUCUGAUUAUCAGUCUUUUCUCCUUGUUCGGGAUGGGGAACUCGGAUCGUUUCUCCGUCGGCUACGCCAUGAUGCGCUGCCUGCUCGUCGACAAGCCAUGGGACUGCCACCCAAGCAACGCCCUUGAAGAGCUCCUUUGGAAGCGCGUGGACGUCGCCGGCUUCCCGGACUUCCGGUUCUACGAUGAAUUUUGGGUCAAAGAGCUGGACAUUCAGGCGCACGGCACGAACCUGCUUUGGCGAAUUGUCACCGAAAAUUCGGAAGUGAAGUGUCUGCAGAAGGCUCCGCUCUUCGCGGCCGACCCUGUCACAAAUCCGGUUCUCUGCGCAUUGCCUGGCGAGUCGACGAAUGUUGUGGAAACAGCUUUGACCGCCGUGCAAGUCAUCCUUUCACUUAUCAAAUUAAAUUAUCAGGAGAUUGUGGCUUCUGCUGUUGCGCUGGUCGCAGCCGUGGCGCUUGUCCGUUCGCUAAGAAAAGUCUAG
Molecule: messenger RNA, 2343 nt
Organism: Verruconis gallopava
Lineage: Eukaryota; Fungi; Ascomycota; Dothideomycetes; Venturiales; Sympoventuriaceae
Exons: 4
Coding region: 1-2343 (780 amino acids)
Biological process (GO): response to oxidative stress
Molecular function (GO): heme binding; peroxidase activity
Source: RefSeq, a predicted model, not a curated record